Messenger RNA from Haemonchus placei, 579 nucleotides. NCBI's taxonomy places the organism in Eukaryota, Metazoa, Nematoda, Chromadorea, Rhabditida, Trichostrongylidae. The record is from the annotation of a GenBank genome assembly.
AUGGAGUUGAUGAACAGCAUUUUCUGCCCGUUGGGAGAUAUAAUUCCAUUUCAGGUUGGCAAGUCGCGCGACACCGGCUCAUCCUUCUUAAGCGACGGGCUUCCUGUGAUAAUAGUGGCCGUUGUCUGUCUGGUUCUCCUUGCAUCUGCCAUAGCCCUUGUAGUGAGAAAAAGAAAGCUAGACGAAAAAGCAGACGCCGAAAGAAGGACUAGAAGACGAAGGCAGCCCAGGUCUAAAGAAGGUCAAUCCAAAUAUGCGUCGAUACAAGGGCCGGUGGACAUUACAAAGGGAAUGGAUUCUGCUGAGAAAGCCUUAGGAUCGAAAGAGCCUGGAGCAAAGGGCAGUAUAGAAAAGUCAAAGGAAGGUGUUGGUUUCAAAGGGUUUGAAUCCAAGGAGAAAUCACCCGAAUCAAAGGAAGGAACAGCAUCCAAAGAAGGUGAAGCCAAAGAGAAGGCAGCGAAAUCAAAGGAAGGAGCUGCAUCUAAAGAAGGUGAAGCCAAAGAAAAAGCAAAAUCAACGGAAGGGACGGGUUCGAAAGAAAGCGAUUCCAAGGAUAAGAAGAAGGGCUCGAAAGAUUAG